UCUCGGAAGCUACAACAACAGGUCGCCUUUCUGAGACUCCUUUGGCGGGAAGGGCCACUUGGGAAGGGAAGGUUUGAAAGACCUAAAGGGGAAGGUGGAGGGGUUCUCUAAAUCAUCAAAAGAAUACCACUGAGUGACUGCCCUUCGUUUUCUCUAUCCUACACGACGCUGCUGACCCUACAUUAUCCAGACUGUGUCAGGGGAGAACUCAGACACCUGUUUGAAGAAAUUGCUGCAUCUAGAGUCACCUGUGUACUUAUCUGUGCCAGGAGUGGCCUGGUUCAACUGCUGGAAGAGGUUUGGUUAGGUUCUGCUGGGCGUGAUUGUUAGGACAUUGUAUUUUCUUCUUCUUCCUGCUACAAAUUCCUGUGUUGGAGGGAAACUUGCCCUUCUGCGAACUGUGACUUCACCAGGAGCCCUACGCUGGCAUACGAGUGAUCCUUCCGGACCUCAUUUCUCAGUGGUAUUUUGUUUGACGGGAGGAAGUGAGUGAUUGUGGCUACUUUGCCCCGUCCUAGAGGCCUGACUGCCCUUCUUGCCUGCACGUCAAGGAACCAUGGCGGCGGGUGUAGCAGCCUGGCUGCCCUUUGCCAGGGCAGCAGCCAUUGGGUGGAUGCCUGUGGCCUCGGGGCCCAUGCCAGCUCCCCCACGGCAGGAGAGAAAAAGGACUCAAGAUGCUCUGAUUGUGCUCAAUGUGAGUGGCACCCGCUUCCAGACAUGGCAGGACACCCUGGAACGCUAUCCAGACACUCUGCUGGGCAGUUCUGAGAGGGACUUUUUCUACCAUCCGGAGACUCAGCAGUAUUUUUUUGACCGUGACCCAGACAUCUUCCGCCAUAUUUUGAAUUUCUACCGCACCGGGAAGCUCCACUACCCUCGCCAUGAGUGCAUCUCUGCUUACGAUGAAGAACUGGCCUUCUUUGGCCUCAUCCCAGAGAUUAUUGGCGACUGCUGUUACGAGGAGUACAAGGACCGCAGGCGGGAGAACGCGGAGCGUCUGCAGGACGACGCAGAUACUGACAACACCGGAGAGAGCACGCUGCCCACUAUGACUGCUCGGCAGAGGGUCUGGCGGGCCUUUGAGAACCCCCACACCAGCACAAUGGCCCUGGUGUUCUACUAUGUUACAGGGUUCUUCAUUGCUGUCUCAGUCAUCGCGAAUGUGGUAGAAACAGUGCCGUGCGGGUCCAGCCCCGGGCACAUUAAGGAGCUGCCUUGUGGGGAGCGGUAUGCAGUGGCCUUCUUCUGCCUGGACACAGCCUGCGUCAUGAUCUUCACAGUUGAGUACUUGCUUCGCCUGGCUGCAGCACCUAGUCGUUACCGUUUUGUGCGUAGUGUCAUGAGUAUCAUCGAUGUGGUGGCCAUCCUGCCUUAUUACAUCGGGCUGGUGAUGACAGACAAUGAGGAUGUCAGCGGAGCCUUUGUCACGCUCCGAGUCUUCCGGGUCUUCCGGAUCUUUAAGUUUUCCCGCCACUCUCAAGGCCUGCGCAUCCUGGGGUACACCCUGAAGAGCUGUGCCUCAGAAUUGGGCUUCUUGCUCUUCUCGCUCACCAUGGCUAUCAUCAUUUUUGCUACAGUCAUGUUCUACGCAGAGAAGGGGUCUUCAGCCAGCAAGUUCACCAGCAUCCCUGCUGCCUUCUGGUACACCAUCGUCACCAUGACUACACUAGGGUAG
Messenger RNA from Mirounga angustirostris (Northern elephant seal), 1675 nucleotides. Its product is annotated as potassium voltage-gated channel subfamily D member 2. The transcript has a single exon. Gene Ontology annotation, molecular function: voltage-gated monoatomic ion channel activity involved in regulation of postsynaptic membrane potential; protein binding; A-type (transient outward) potassium channel activity. Lineage: Eukaryota; Metazoa; Chordata; Mammalia; Carnivora; Phocidae. The coding region runs from base 557 to 1675 and encodes 372 amino acids. Gene Ontology annotation, cellular component: dendritic spine; postsynaptic membrane; voltage-gated potassium channel complex. Gene Ontology annotation, biological process: protein homooligomerization; potassium ion transmembrane transport. The record is from RefSeq and is a predicted model, not a curated record.